AUGACUCCAUCCGUGAUGGAAGUUUUCGUCUUUGGGGACCAAAGCACUCGCUUUGCACCUCCACUGAGAGACCUGCUUCUCAAAGGCAACAGUCCAUACUUGACACAUUUUGUUGAACAGGUUCAUGCUCUUCUCAGAAAAGAAAUCUCAUCCUUGCCAGUAACUCAGCGGAAGCUUUUCCCCAACUUUGCCGAUAUUCAAGAGCUCGUCUCCAAGUCAGAUUGGGGCAGUGGUAAUCCUGCUUUGGCAAGUGCUUUGGCAUGCUUCUAUCACCUCUGCAGUUUCAUACACUUCUACGAUGGACAAGGACGCACCUUUCCUCCAGAGAAUAGUCGCAUUAUUGGACUUUGCGUUGGAUCGCUCGCUGCCGCUGCUGUCAGUUGCUCAAGGUCAUUGAGUGAACUGGUAUCAGCUGGCGUGGAUGCCGUUCGCGUGGCGUUAUAUGUCGGAUUGCGGGUAUGGCGAACUACCUCGCUUUUCGAUACACCAGAGAGACCCUCGGCUACUUGGUCUAUAAUCGUUCCUGAAACGGUGCUUCCAAGAUCGUCAGCUCAAAACCAGUUGGAUUCAUUUAACAAUGAGUUUGGACUUGCUCGAUCAUCUGUUCCUUACAUCAGCUCAGUGGCACACCAUAACAUGACCAUUAGUGGCCCGCCAUCUGUUCUUGAAAAGUUCAUUCACACGAUAUCAUCAUCGCCCAAAGAGUUUCUACCAGUCCCCAUCUAUGCUCCGUACCAUGCCAGCCACCUUUACAGCCAGGACGAUGUGGAUGAGGUUCUCAAUCUGGCUGCACCUUCUUUUGCAUCAGAGUCCAUCAUUCCCCUCAUUUCAGGCUGUUCUGGGGAAGAAUUCCAGCCCCUGAGCUAUACCGACCUCCUCCACUGCUGUGUGACUGACAUGCUCAUACAACCGCUAGACCUUACUAAGGUCUCGCAAGCAGUGGGCCGGGUCAUGAGUAGCCCGUCAUCUAUACAGGCUAUACUGAGACCUAUAGCGACCAGCGUCUCUAACAGUAUAGUCUCUUCUUUGGAGCCAACGCUAGCAGAAGGAUGCGCCGUGGACAGCAGCAUUAGUCCCUCGGCCUCGACAAGUCACUCAUCAACAAAACAGCAGCCCGAGACAUCAAGCAAGACCUCCAAGAUCGCGAUUGUUGCUAUGUCCGGUCGCUUCCCAGAUGCAGCUGACUUGAGUGAAUUUUGGGAUCUCCUCUACGAAGGUCGCGAUGUUCAUCGAAAAAUACCUGAGGACCGGUUCAACGCAGAGCUCCAUCACGAUGCCGCUGGGCGGCGUAAGAAUACCAGCAAGGUCAUGAACGGUUGCUUCAUCAAGGAGCCGGGCCUGUUCGACGCCAGGUUCUUCAACAUGUCCCCGAAAGAAGCUGAACAGUCUGAUCCUGGUCAGCGAAUGGCGCUCGAAACAGCUUAUGAGGCGCUUGAGAUGGCUGGUAUCGUGCCAGAUAGAACGCCUUCAACUCAGAGGGAUCGUGUAGGUGUGUUUUACGGCAUGACUAGCGACGAUUGGAGAGAGGUCAAUAGCGGUCAGAAUGUGGACACAUAUUUUAUUCCUGGUGGCAAUCGGGCAUUUACUCCUGGCAGACUCAAUUACUUCUUCAAGUUCAGUGGACCCAGCGCCAGCGUCGAUACAGCUUGCUCCUCCAGUCUCGCUGCCCUGCACUUGGCGUGCAAUGCCCUCUGGAAAAAUGAUUGUGAUACAGCCAUUGCGGGUGGGACAAAUGUUAUGACCAACCCUGACAACUUUGCUGGCUUGGACCGAGGCCACUUCUUGUCCAGGACCGGUAACUGCAAUACCUUUGAUGACGGUGCAGAUGGAUACUGUCGUGCUGAUGGCGUCGGAACUGUCAUACUAAAGAGGCUCGAUGAUGCUGAAGCUGACAAUGACCCUAUUCUCGGGGUCAUUCUGGGCGCUUAUACAAACCACUCAGCCGAAGCGGUAUCCAUUACCCGGCCGCACGCCGGAGCUCAAGAGUACAUCUUCUCCAAGCUCCUUCGUGAAUCGGGCGUCGACCCCUACAACGUCAGCUACAUCGAGAUGCACGGGACAGGCACACAAGCAGGCGACGCAACCGAAAUGACAUCCGUCCUCAAGACCUUUGCUCCUACUAGUGGCCUCGGCGGUCGUUUACCUCAUCAAACCCUUCACUUGGGUUCAGUCAAGGCGAACGUCGGACACGGUGAAUCUGCGUCCGGUAUUAUUGCUCUGAUCAAGACGCUGCUUAUGAUGCAGAAGAACAUGAUCCCGCCACAUUGCGGUAUCAAGACAAAGAUCAAUCACCAUUUUCCCACGGAUCUUACCCAGCGCAAUGUCCAUAUCGCUAAAACGCCAACAUCUUGGACAAGAUCAGGACAACGAGAUGAACGCAUUGCUUUUGUCAACAACUUCUCUGCAGCUGGUGGAAAUUCGGCUGUCCUAGUGCAAGAUGCCCCUCAGCCAUCGAUGGUUGGAAAUAUCACAGACCCUCGUUCAUUCCACGUUGUUACCAUGUCUGCUAAAUCAGCAGACUCUCUCAGAAGGAAUCUCGUCAAUCUGAAGGAGCUUGUAGAAGGCCAAGUUGACUCGGGCAUCGACUUCCUCGGCAAGCUGUCCUAUACGACCACUGCCAGGCGUAUGCAUCAUCAAUUCCGAACUUCAGUUACAGCACAGAAUCGUGAACAGCUGCUUAAAGGCCUUGACUCCGCCAUUCAGCGCCAGGACUUGAAGAGAGUUCCCGCUGCCGUGCCUCCUAUCGGCUUUGUCUUUAGCGGUCAGGGCGCCCAGUACCGUGGCAUGGGCAAGGAGUACUUCAAGAAUUCCACUGUCUUCCGCUCGGAGAUCAUGUCCUACGACAACAUCGCUCGAGCCCAGGGAUUCCCUUCCAUUCUCCCACUGAUCUGCGGUGAGGUGGAAAGUGAUUCGUUAUCUCCUGUUGAGAUCCAGCUUGGUUUAACGUGCUUACAGAUGGCACUGGCCAAGCUAUGGAGAUCAUUCGGCGUCGAGCCAAGCUUUGUUCUUGGACACAGCUUAGGUCACUAUGCGGCUUUGCAAGUUGCUGGUGUUCUAUCCGUCAAUGACACCAUUUACCUAACUGGCACGAGAGCACAGCUACUCGUCGAUAAGUGCCAGGCAGGCAGCCACUCAAUGCUGGCAGUGAGAGCAUCCUUGCUGCAGAUCCAACAGUUCUUGGAUGCCAACAUUCAUGAGGUUGCGUGCGUGAAUGGGCCACAAGAAGUCGUCAUCAGCGGAAGAGUUGCCGACAUUGACCAGCUGGUUGACCUAUUGUCUGCCGACAACAUCAAGGCGACACGCGUCAAGGUGCCAUUUGCCUUCCAUUCAGCCCAGGUUGACCCCAUUCUCUCGGACUUGGAUGCGGUGGCAUCGCGCGUCACCUUUCACUCCCCACAGAUUCCUGUUCUCUGUGCGCUUGAUAGUUCUGUCAUCAACCCUGGGAACCAUGGUGUCAUUGGCCCGCUUCAUCUACAGCGUCAUUGCCGCGAGACAGUCAAUUUUGAGGGUGCUCUGCAUGCUGCGGAGCGCGACAAGAUCGUCAACAGGACGUCAACACUUUGGAUCGAGAUUGGGCCUCACGUUGUCUGCUCAGCCUUUCUCAAAUCCAGUCUUGGCCAAGACACUAUGACUAUCCCAUCGCUUCGGCGAAACGAGGAUUGUUGGAAGGUCCUAGCUGAUGGUCUGAGUAGUCUUUACAGUAACGGCCUGACAAUUGACUGGAACGAGUUUCACCGUGACUUCAAAGCCUCUCACCAGGUUUUGCGCCUUCCUUCCUACAGCUGGGAGCACAAGAAUUACUGGAUACAAUACAAGUACGAUUGGUCUUUGACGAAAGGAGACCCUCCCGUCACUCCCAGCAGCUCAGUGGAGGCGGCCUCAGCUUUCACAACACCCUCGGUCCAAAAGAUUCUACAGGAGACUUCACAUGAUCAAUUGUUGACUAUUGUUGCUGAAACAGACCUUGCGAGCCCUCAAUUAGCAGAGGUUUCUCAAGGUCAUCGGGUCAACGGCGUCAAAGUCUGCACAUCUUCUCUGUAUGCUGAUGUUGGCUUGACACUGGGUAAAUACAUAUUGGACAACUACCGCACCGAUUUAGAAGGUUAUGCGGUCGAUGUUCACGGUAUUGAGGUUCAUAAGCCACUUCUUCUCAAAGAAGACUUGAGAGGAACACCUCUGUCUACGCCAUUUCGGGUCGAAGUACGAUACCCCAUCCAAAGCACUACAGCGCUAAUGAGUAUUUCCACCACCGGUCCGAACGGUCAGCACAUCAAGCACCUUGAUUGCGAACUUCGACUCGAGCAUCCAUCACAGUGGGAAGCGGAGUGGGAUCGCCAAGCGUACCUCAUUAAUCGCAGCGUCAACUACCUUCAACAACGAUCAGCGCAAGGCUUGGACAGCAUGUUGGCGACUGGAAUGAUCUACAAGGUGUUCUCAUCUCUUGUCGACUAUUGCGAUGGCUUCAAGGGUCUACAGGAGGUUGUCUUGCAUAGUCAAGAGCUCGAAGGUACAGCGAAAGUGCGCUUUCAAACUCCACAAGGAGGCUUCGUCUGUAACCCCAUGUGGAUUGACAGUUGUGGCCAGACUACAGGAUUUCUUAUGAACUGUCACCAAACUACACCCAAUGACUACGUCUAUGUUAAUCAUGGCUGGAAGUCUAUGAAAUUGGCCAAGGCGUUCCGCCAAGAUGUCACGUAUCGGACUUACAUCCGGAUGAGGCCUAUCGAUGGCACUAAGUUCGCUGGUGACUUGUAUAUCCUUGAUGAGGAUGACACUGUGGUUGGUGUCUAUGGUGAUAUCACAUUCCAAGGCUUGCCACGUCGGGUUCUCAACACAGUCUUGCCUUCUGCCACCACGGUUCCAGUUGAUGCUCCUACGGGUCGACGCGAGUUACCUCCAUCAAGGAUGGAUGCGCCCCCCGCUAGAAUUGGAGAAGUACCACCGACUUCAGCACCCACACAACCAGCUCUCUCGUUGCCAUUCGCGGCCGACUCAUCCAUGAACACCCGAUUGAGACCGCUUCUGCGCAUUUUGUCAGAAGAGAUUGGUCUCACUCUUGAUGUUCUUUCUGAUGAUGAGCUCGACUUUGCGGACCAUGGUGUCGACUCACUUCUCUCGUUGACCAUCACUGGUCGCAUGCGCGAGGAAUUAGGUCUUGACGUUGAAUCUUCGGCAUUCUUGACCUGUCCCACGCUAGGCAGCUUCAAGACCUUCCUGGGUCUUUCAGAGCAGGACAACAAGAGCAGCUGUAGUAGUGAUGGCAGUGGUAGGAGCAGUCCACCACCCGGUAUCGAGUCUGGCGCCACUACACCACCGAUGAGUGAUGAGGAACAGGACAAAGCAGUCCGCAGUCAUUCACUUCACCAGUUCCAGGCCACUUCCACCCUUCUACAGGGCAUUCCCAGUAAAGCUCGCUCGACUCUGUUCCUACUGCCAGACGGUUCGGGCUCUGCUACAUCCUACGCUUCCCUCCCUCCAAUCUCUCCAGACGGAGACGUUGUUGUAUACGGAUUGAAUUGCCCAUGGCUAAAGGACGCCGGCUACCUCGUCGAGUUUGGACUCAAAGGUCUGACAGAGCUCUAUGUCAACGAGAUACUCCGUCGCAAGCCACGGGGGCCAUACAACUUGGGAGGUUGGUCAGCCGGUGGCAUUUGCGCCUAUGAGGCUGCCCUGAUCCUUACCAGAUCAGGUCACGAAGUGCAACGCCUCAUCUUACUCGACUCUCCCAACCCUGUUGGUCUUGAGAAGCUGCCCCCUCGCUUGUACGAUUUUUUGAACUCGCAGAAUGUCUUUGGAUCGGACAACCCCCACAGCACUACAGGAACGAGUGCCAAAGCUCCAGAAUGGCUUCUUGCACAUUUCCUAGCCUUCAUUGAUGCUCUGGAUGCUUAUGUCGCUGUACCUUGGGACUCUGGUCUUGUUGUUGGUGAUGGUUUGGCGUCACCACUCCCAGCACCACCGCAGACAUAUAUGCUGUGGGCAGAAGACGGAGUGUGCAAGUGCCCAGAUGACGCUCGUCCAGAGUACCGCGAUGAUGAUCCACGUGAGAUGCGAUGGCUGUUGGAGAACAGAACAAACUUUGGUCCGAAUGGUUGGGAGGCGCUACUUGGCGGCAAAGAGGGGCUAUCCAUGGAACGAAUUUCGGAAGCGAACCAUUUUACAAUGUUGAAGAGAGGACGCAAUGCGGAAUAUGUCUCACAGUUUUUAUCUCGGGCAUUGGAUAUUUAG
Fusarium venenatum is the source of this 6228-nucleotide messenger RNA. RefSeq names its product type I polyketide synthase. NCBI's taxonomy places the organism in Eukaryota, Fungi, Ascomycota, Sordariomycetes, Hypocreales, Nectriaceae. Gene Ontology annotation, biological process: secondary metabolite biosynthetic process; fatty acid biosynthetic process. Gene Ontology annotation, molecular function: fatty acid synthase activity; 3-oxoacyl-[acyl-carrier-protein] synthase activity. The record is from RefSeq and is a predicted model, not a curated record.